Messenger RNA from Leptopilina boulardi, 3620 nucleotides. RefSeq names its product organic cation transporter protein. The transcript has 8 exons. Lineage: Eukaryota; Metazoa; Arthropoda; Insecta; Hymenoptera; Figitidae. Gene Ontology annotation, cellular component: membrane. Gene Ontology annotation, biological process: transmembrane transport. Gene Ontology annotation, molecular function: transmembrane transporter activity. Bases 680 to 2653 code for a protein of 657 amino acids. The record is from RefSeq and is a predicted model, not a curated record.
UUCAGUAUUGUCUCUUAAAGUAUCAGGAUUUCUUCAUUUUCGGAAUUAGCCUGAAAAAAUUAUAUUUUUUUGCCGAUUGUCGAUUAAACGAUAAGUCACGCGAGAAAUUUAUCAUUUUUUUUUCUCUUUAUACACGCGAGAAAAAAAGAUAUUUUCCCGUGUUUUUUAAAAAAAAAAGUGUUCAUCUCAAAGUUAAAUUUUCAAAUAUUUCAACUGGAUUUGAAAAUCAUUUUUUUUUUUUUUCUAUUUUCAAAUAAAAAAUAAGUGUUAAUUUUUUGUUUUUAAUCAUACAAAAUAUAAUAUGUAGAUUAAAAAGUAUAUUAAUAAAAUUAUAACAAUGGAAAAAAGGGAAUAAGUGUUUAAAAAAAAAUUCAUUAAAUGAAUUUAAAAGAAACAUUCGAAUUUCAUGGAAAUUAAAAGAAGCCCGAAGAAUUUUUCUGAGCGGAUUAAGGAAAGUAAUAUUGAAAUCGAGAGUGCGAGCGCAAAUCUUGAAAUUCAUUUUUUUUCAGUUAAUUAAAAAACAAAAAAAAAAAAUAUGCCUUUAAAAUAUAAUUUUAAUUUUUAUACAUUUUACAAAUGUGAUUUUUAUAGUCAAUCGCGUGUGUGUGAUAGUUAAAAUAAAUUUAAAAAAAAAAAAAAAAUUUCCCAUCGCAAAAAAAAAAAAUUGAUUUUUGUGAAAAUGCCACCACAAGAAAUUUUCGGUAUACCCGAUUCGGAACAUGUGUCAAAAACUGAAAUAUGUGAUAAUUUCACUGUAAAUAAUCAAUGUCGAAUAUCGACAAUUAGUCAAAAUUUAUCAGUGAAAAAUAAUGAAAAAAUCACUAAUAGUGAAAAUAAAAAACAAAAGGACAUGGAUUUUGAUGAAUUAUUACCGUACGUUGGUGAAUUUGGAUUUUAUCAAAAAAUUUUAUUUCUUCUUAUGAUACCAUUUACAUUUUUUGUCGCAUGGGUGUAUUUUUCACAAAUUUUCAUUACAUUAGUACCAGAGGAACAUUGGUGUAAAAUACCGGAACUCGAAAAUCUCACAAUGGAAGAAAGAGUAGCAUUGGCCAUACCUCGGGAUCAUCAUGGUGAUCACAUAACACAUUCGAAAUGUUCCAUGUAUGACGUAAAUUACACGGAGAUUUUGGAAAAAGGAAUAAUUGUCGCCGAUCCAAAUUGGAAUAUCACACAUUGCAAACAUGGAUGGGAAUUCAAUUAUACAGUCAUACCUUAUUCCACCGUUGCAACCGAGUUGGAAUGGGUUUGCGAUAAUGCAGCUCUGCCAAGUUCAGCGCAAAGUAUAUUUUUUGUUGGUGCAAUUUUUGGUGGUCUAAUAUUUGGAUGGAUUGCUGAUCGAUAUGGAAGAAUUCCAGCAUUAGUUGGUGCAAAUCUCGUUGGAUUUUUGGCAGGAGUUGCGACAGCAUUUUCAACAACAUUUUGGGAAUUUGCAGUGUGUCGAUUUUUAUUUGGUUUUGCAUUCGAUAAUUGUUUCACAAUGAUGUACAUUUUAGUGUUGGAAUAUGUGGGACCAAAAUGGAGGACAUUUGUCGCGAAUAUGUCAAUUGCAUUAUUUUUCACAUUUGCCGCAUGUUUAUUGCCAUGGAUAGCAUAUUUUUUGGCUGAUUGGAGAAUGACAUCAUUGGUGACAUCAAUUCCAUUAAUUUUGGCAAUAGCUGCACCAUGGUUGGUACCUGAAAGUGCCCGAUGGAUUGUGAGUCAAGGAAAAAUUGAUAAAGCCAUUGGAAUAUUGAAAAAAUUUGAAAAAAUCAAUGGUACCAAAGUACCUGACGAUAUUUACGAUGAAUUUAGGGAAUCAUGUGCGAGAAUACAAAAGGAAGAGGAAACAGGAAAAUCAUAUUCAGUUUUGGAUCUUUUUAGAACACCACGUCUUCGUAAUAUUACGUUACUUCUCAUUCUAAUUUGGAUGAUGAUAUCGUUGGUUUUCGAUGGUCACGUGAGAAAUGUGAAUAAUCUCGGGCUUGACGUUUUUGUCACGUUCACUAUCGCAGCAGCAACGGAACUUCCGGCGGAUACGCUUCUCACCCUAGUUUUAGAUAGAUGGGGUCGACGGUGGUUGGCUUGUGGCUCUAUGGUUAUAUCAGGCAUUUUUAGCGUUUGGGCUUGUACUGUUUCCGAUCAUAUUUAUGCGGCAACUUUGGCAAUUAUGGGAAGAUUCUUUGUUAAUAUAUCGUAUAAUAUUGGCUUACAAUAUGCAGCUGAAUUAUUACCAACUGUCGUUAGGGCACAAGGUGUUGCAUUGAUUCAUAUAAUGGGUUAUGUUGCAAGUAUUGCUGCACCAUUUGUUGUUUAUUUGGAUUUUUUAUCACCUGUAUUACCUUUACUUGUUCUUGGAACAUUGGGAAUUUUAGGUGGAAUUCUUUCGCUUCUUUUGCCAGAAACCCUUGAUAAGGAUCUACCACAAACACUUCAGGAUGGCGAGGACUUUGGAAAAGAUCAAGGCAUUUGGGAUAUGCCAUGCUUAAUAAAAAAAGCGGAAGAUGAGGAAACGCCUUUACCACCAAUGAAAAGAGCCAUUGAAAGAGCUUCAAUUCGAGCAUCAAUGAGAGCUUCACUACGCGGUGAAACUUUAAGAAGCAGUAUGAUACAAAGAUCAAGUGUGAGGUCACGAAAAAGUCUCAAUUCUCCAAUAAUUGAGGUAGCAAGAUUAUAAUACUAUAUAUAAAAAAAGGAACUUAUUUUUGGAAAAAAAAAUAUUGAUUUUUUUUUGAAACUGCUUUUUUUAUAUAUUAUGUGCUGUAUAUAAUUUCUAAAUAUGUAAAUUAAGAAUGAAGAAAGCAUGACGAUGGUAUUUUUACAUAAAAGAAUUUUAUAAUUAGUAAUAAUUUUUUUUUUAUUGUUAAAUGAUCUGGAUUUUUUUUCUAUAUCUAUAUAAUGAGCUGUGACGUGUGCAUUUGAAAGCGAAGGACACAAUGCUCAUUUAAGUCUUAAUAAUAAUGGACAAUUUUAAAUCACGCAAGGCCAAAAUUGUAAUAAUGUGUUUGAAUUUUUAAUUCUCCCAUUAUAGAUUCAUUACAAGAAAAAAAAACUAUUUCAAUUUUUGGAAUUAUAAAAUUUUAAAAACUUGAAAAAAUAGUCAAAAAUUCAGCAAAAAAAUUUUUCAACGGAACAAACAAAUAAAUUUUCAAAAAAAAAAAAUUAAAAGAAAAUUAAGAAUAACAAAUAAUUUUUGAUAAAAAAAAUUUUUUUUUUUUUGAUUUAAAUCUUGCCAUAUAAAAAAACGCAUAAUUUUUUUUUAAUAAUAAAAAAUUACCAUUGAAAAAAUUUGAGAGUCAUUAACUUUGGUUUUUUUUUCCAAUAAUUUUAGAAUAAUUUAAUAUUAGAUAAAAAAAUGUAUAGACUGUAAAUAAGUGAAAUUAUGUUAUUAAAUUUGCGUUUAAUUUAAAUAUGUUCAUAAAUAUAAAAGAAAUUAUUUUUUAAGUAAUAGAUUAAUUAAUAAAAAUUUACCAAUUAAAAAAAAAAAAGAAAAAAAUGACUGCAGUAUAAGGGAAAAGAAAAGAUUAUUAAAGCUUUUAUUUUGCACACAUGUGAAGGAGUAUAAACUCCACAUUUGUGAUCUGUAUAUUAUAAUAUUAAUUUUUGUAUAAACAUUUUACACAAAUAAAAUUAAUUGACAAUGA